AUGCCUACUGAAGAUAUUCUUGAUAAAGAGCAAAUCGUUAAUAUUGUGUUAGACGAACAGCAGGAAUUAGAAGAAGGUGAUGCAAGCGAUUCUGAUGAGAAACCACCUGAAAUUCCUAUAGUAGAAGGCUUAAACGGGCUAGAAAAAUUUAUUAGUUUUGCUGAACAGCAAGAAAGUUGUGAUUUUAAU
Dentiscutata erythropus is the source of this 189-nucleotide messenger RNA. The record is from the annotation of a GenBank genome assembly. Lineage: Eukaryota; Fungi; Glomeromycota; Glomeromycetes; Diversisporales; Gigasporaceae.